This is a messenger RNA of Hibiscus syriacus, 2005 nucleotides long. Its product is annotated as delta(24)-sterol reductase-like. The transcript has 3 exons. The coding region runs from base 58 to 1749 and encodes 563 amino acids. Lineage: Eukaryota; Viridiplantae; Streptophyta; Magnoliopsida; Malvales; Malvaceae. Gene Ontology annotation, biological process: steroid metabolic process. Gene Ontology annotation, cellular component: membrane; cytoplasm. Gene Ontology annotation, molecular function: oxidoreductase activity, acting on the CH-CH group of donors, NAD or NADP as acceptor; FAD binding. The record is from RefSeq and is a predicted model, not a curated record.
ACCUUUGUCGGCGAUUCUUCGGAGCUUAAGAGGAAGAGGCCUUUUUUCACUUCCACAAUGUCGGAUCUUCAAGCACCCCUUCGCCCUAAAAGGAAGAAGGGCUUGGUCGAUUUCCUAGUCCAGUUCCGCUGGAUUCUUGUUAUUUUUGUUGUCCUUCCUUUUUCCACACUGUAUUACUUUCUCAUAUACGUUGGAGAUGUCAGAUCUGAGAGGAAGUCCUACAAGCAGCGUCAGAAGGAACAUGACGAAAACGUUAAGGAAAUAGUGAAGCGUCUCAAGCAGAGGGAUCCAAAAAAGGAUGGUCUUGUGUGUACAGCCCGUAAACCAUGGGUUGCUGUUGGAAUGCGGAAUGUAGACUACAAGAGAGCUCGCCAUUAUGAAGUUGAUUUGUCUGCCUUCCGUAACAUCCUUGAAAUCGAUAAGGAGAGAAUGAUUGCAAGAGUCGAACCACUUGUAAACAUGGGGCAGAUCACUCGAGUCACUGUUCCAAUGAAUCUUUCCCUUGCUGUGGUUGCUGAGCUUGAUGAUCUUACAGUUGGUGGUCUCAUCAAUGGCUACGGGAUUGAAGGAAGCUCCCACAUUUAUGGCCUGUUUUCUGAUACAGUUGUAGCUUAUGAGAUAGUUUUGGCUGAUGGCCGUGUUGUUAGAGCUACCAAGGACAAUGAAUAUUCUGAUCUCUUCUAUGCUAUCCCGUGGUCUCAAGGAACCCUCGGUUUUCUUGUUGCUGCUGAGAUCAAACUUAUACCCGUUAAAGAAUACAUGAAGGUGACCUACACUCCCGUAGUGGGGAAUUUGAAAGAGCUUGCACAGGGUUAUAUGGACUCCUUUGCACCCAGAGAUGGUGAUCAGGAUAAUCCCGUGAAAGUUCCCGAUUUUGUAGAAGGCAUGGUCUACACACCAACUGAAGGUGUGUUCAUGACCGGGAGAUAUGCCUCAAAAGAAGAGGCGAAGAAGAAGGGGAAUAAGAUUAACAACAUAGGUUGGUGGUUUAAAACCUGGUUCUACCAACACGCACAGACGGCAUUAAAGAAGGGAGAGUUUGUAGAGUACAUUCCGACAAGGGAGUAUUACCACAGGCACACAAGAUGUUUGUAUUGGGAGGGGAAACUCAUCCUUCCAUUCGGAGAUCAAUUUUGGUUUAGGUUUCUUUUGGGAUGGUUGAUGCCACCCAAGGUUUCCUUGCUCAAGGCUACUCAAGGCGAAGCUAUAAGAAAUUAUUACCAUGAGAUGCAUGUCAUUCAAGACAUGCUUGUUCCUCUUUACAAGGUUGGGGAUGCCCUUGAGUGGGUCGACCGAGAGAUGGAGAUCUAUCCCAUUUGGCUCUGCCCACACCGACUUUUCAAGCUUCCAGUCAAGACAAUGGUGUAUCCUGAACCAGGCUUCGAGCAUCAUCACAGACAGGGCGAUACACAAUAUGCUCAGAUGUACACAGAUGUGGGGGUCUACUAUGCACCGGGCCCUGUGCUGAGGGGUGAAGUGUUUGAUGGUGCAGAGGCAGUUCGCAAGAUGGAGAAAUGGAUGAUUGAAAACCACAGUUUCCAGCCGCAGUAUGCUGUCUCCGAGCUGAACGAGAAGGAUUUCUGGAAGAUGUUCAAUGCCGAUCUCUACGAGCAUGUCCGUAAGAAGUACGGAGCAGUAGGAACAUUCAUGAGCGUGUACUACAAAUGCAAGAAAGGAAGGAAGACCGAAAAGGAAGUGCAAGAAGCCGAACAAGCCCACCUUGAAACCGGGUAUGCCGAAGCUGAUUAGUCAACUAUUUAGGUAAUGAUCUUCGGUAGAAUAUAUCGCAUUCAGUGAUGAAUCCUUGCAUCGCCUUUUUGUCUAUUUGUUUUAGUAUUUCUCUCAUCGAAUUUAGUGUGUCGGCAUCGGAUAUGUUUAAAGCAUCGAUGGAUUAGGUUAAUGUUAUUGAACGGUUUAUGGUUAUGGUUGGUUAUCUUUGGGUAUGCAGCGGGUGCUAUGACACCAAAAUACCUUUCAACAAUUAGAUUUCUAGAGCAGACUCUCU